CAAAGCCUCCAAACUCUUCCUCCCAUCGCCUUCUUCCCGCAAAAUCUUCCCUCUAAAAUCCUCAAAACCCUCUUCAUGAUACAGAACAAAAAGCUCAAAAUCCCAAAUAAAUGCAUCACUUCACUUCUUAAUUCUAAUCUGAUCUGAUUCUCUUUUCUCUGCCGUGCUCUGCUCUUGACACCCACAAUGGAGAAAUUCGCACAUUCACGCCGCCGGAACAACCCCUCCUUCUCCUCUUCCCUCCUCGACUCCAUCUACCGCUCAAUUGAUCAGUCCGAUCGCCUCUCUCCUGGCUUCCCCCUUUCCUCCACCUCAAAAACGGAGACUACCUCAAUUGACAAAAAAUGGAUCCCAAAACCACCACCUCCGACGAACCACCCCCGUCACUUUUUUACCUCAAGCUCCUCCGACUGCUCCAGCUUCGGUGGCUUCUCCUCCUCCGACGCCGACUUUACCGCUCCCCCUCGCCUUCGCCCUGUUCCCGCUCGAUGCGAUCGUUACUGCUCAGAUUCACCGCCAGAAAGAAAAAGGACCGGCUCGAUCCGUAGCAGGAUUUGCAAUCUGCAAACCCCGGCUUCACCGGGAGCCCGCCUUGCCGCUUUUCUUAACUCAAUAUUCGCCAGCGGUAGUGGAAAACCUAAGAAGCAGAAGUUCGCGGGAGGACAAGAAGAAUCGGCGAGAUCGUACAUCAACAGAAUGCUGCCGUCCUCGAGGGACGGAAGGCAGAGAUCGGUUCGGUUCUCAUCUGCUAGCAUCGCCGCCGAUGGGGACAGUCGCGAAAAGCGACAUUUCGGCGAGGUUCCGAUGUUGGUGAGAGAUAGGCAGAUGGUGCUGGAGGAGUUUCUGAGAGGAUUCGACAUGGAAGAAGAGGAGGAGACUGAUUGCGAUAGCGUUUCAAGCUCCGAGCUGUUCGAGCUUGAGAGUCUCGCCACCAUGAGACAGUUCACGGACGAGCUUCCAGUGUACGGAACCACCAAUUUCAGCGCUAAUCGCGCUGUCGCGCAUGGAUUUAUGGCGCAAAAUUAGGGCUUCUUUCGGCAAACUCCUUUAAACGCGACCUUUGCGGAAUCGGAGCUAAAAAUUUGCGAUUCAAAAUUCUGAAAUAAUGCUGUUUCUGCCAACAAAUUUCAACAAACGCUCCAGGGUGUUUGUUCGGGAUAGUCACAGUCGUCUGUCGCUGAUGUACAUGAUGUUGUGUGAUUGUAAUUUACAUACAUAAUACCCAAU
This is a messenger RNA of Phalaenopsis equestris, 1227 nucleotides long. Its product is annotated as protein BIG GRAIN 1-like. The record is from RefSeq and is a predicted model, not a curated record. Bases 187 to 1026 code for a protein of 279 amino acids. Gene Ontology annotation, biological process: auxin-activated signaling pathway. Lineage: Eukaryota; Viridiplantae; Streptophyta; Magnoliopsida; Asparagales; Orchidaceae. The transcript has a single exon.